Mya arenaria is the source of this 2120-nucleotide messenger RNA. Its product is annotated as receptor-type tyrosine-protein phosphatase alpha-like. Lineage: Eukaryota; Metazoa; Mollusca; Bivalvia; Myida; Myidae. The coding region runs from base 1194 to 1829 and encodes 211 amino acids. Gene Ontology annotation, molecular function: protein tyrosine phosphatase activity. Gene Ontology annotation, biological process: protein dephosphorylation. The record is from RefSeq and is a predicted model, not a curated record. The transcript is spliced from 10 exons.
AAAGACAAGUGCGAGCAAUAUUGGCCAGACCUUGGGACAAGUAAAGUCUACGGCAAGGUCCAUGUUUCAUCCCAGAGCGAAGAUGAAUAUGCCGAGUUUACGAGGAGAGAAUACACAAUUUCAAAGGGAAGUGAAACCAGACAGCUUCAUCAUUUUCACUUUACCCGCUGGCCAGACAAUGGUGUGCCGGAUGAUGUCAUAGGAAUCAUUGAGUUCAGACAAAGAGUUCUGAACAUACCUGGCCAAUUUGAUGGUCCUGUUCUUGUUCACUGCAGUGCUGGUGUUGGUAGAACAGGAACAUACAUUGCUCUAGAUAUUUUGACAAAGGAGGGAGAGGGUGAGGGGUCAAUACACAUCCCUGGGUGUGUGAUUAACAUGAGACACGAUAGGGCCAACAUGAUACAGACCACGAGCCAGUACGAGUUCUUACAUAGAGCACUUGUCUGCUCGCUGAGUGAUAUCAGCAAACCAAUCAGAGGCACACAUUUUCGCCAGUACAUUAAUCAGAUGGGGAGAGAAGGAUUCAAUCGACAGUUUCAGGAGAUGCAAACAAUUUUAGAAAAGCCGCCAGGUUAUGAAAUGCAGACCACGGCGAGGAAUAACAGAAUAAAAGGUAGGAACAGACCAUUGACAGACAUACCAUUCUGAAUAUAUAAGGUAUUUGUGUUUUUGUAGGGAACACCUAAUCACUUUCUAGACAUUAAAAGGCAUUUAAUUAUCAUUUGCGAACAUAGAUAUAUACAUGUAUGUUGUUUUAAUAUUGAAAAUAUUCUUCAACAGUUUUAAAGUUCUUAUAUGUUUCAACUACUACACACAUUUGUGUUUAUACAUUUCUUUCAUGCCUUUUUGUUAAAGCCAGAUCUUUAAAUCUUAGAGUAAAUCAACUUUAGCUCUUGCAUGAUUUUCAAUAUUGUUUCUACCGAGUUUAUUGUUCUGAAGAAUAAAGGUUAUUGCGUUUGAAAUCUGAGAUUUCGUCUGCCAUUUCAUUUAAAUUUUGUAAAGAUCGAUCAAAACUGACAUGGUAUUUGAUACCUUAAAAACAACAACUGCCUUUUUAAUAUAAUUAUAUUGCAGGAGAUCGCAACAGACCUUACAGGUUCCUUAAUAGCCCACCUGGAGCUUCUGAAUGUAUAAAUGCAGUUUACAUCGACAGCUUGAAAGCAAGGACUAGCUUUUUGGUUGUUCAAAGUCCCAUGAAAGAGAAUGUGAUCGACUUUCUGACACUGCUGUCCCAGGAAAAGUGUACUUGUGUCGUAAGCUUUGAACCUUACACAGACAAACAAAAGAAACAAAAUGUCGGAUUGUAUUUUCCUGCUGGAGACCACAAUUUGAAACAGGGCAUGUUUCAAGUCAGGUGUGCAAAACAAGAAAACCACGGCUAUUUCACAAAAAGACUCCUAACGAUCAAACACAAUGAACACAAUGAGCAAAGUUCUGAAAGGGAAGUCACUCACUUUGAAUUCAAUGCAUGGGAUUAUACCAGUGACGUCCCGAAGUCGAGUAAGGAUUUCCUUGAUUUCAUCAAAAGCGUUGAUGCCAACUUAAGAGAAACGUCUAACCGAGGCCCGCUUCUUGUUCACUGUUUGGACGGGACUGGAAAAAGCGCCUUGUUCUGUGUUGUUUCAAUUUUGGUUGAAAAGAUGAAAAUAGAUCAAGAAGUCAGCAUUGUUAAUACCAUAAGGAAAAUCAGGUCCAUGCGUACAUCAGCAAUCCCAAACAUGGCACAGUUUGAAUUCUGCCACGAAUGCGUGUUGUCCUACAUAAAGUCAUUUGAUUACAGUCAAUAUUCAAAUUUCACUGGUAGUGUUACUAGUGCACCUACUGCUUAGACGGAUUGUUGGUCAUGCUAGAUCAACAACAGCUAAACAGAGAAUGUAUUCUUAUGAAUACCAAAAUAUGAUAUUUUCACGAUAUGUUCAAUGUUUCGGAAAUUUAGAAAAGGCUGAUCCUUUCAGUGUUCUUAAGAAUAAGAUUCAUUUAUACAAAAAGUUUGCCAUUACUUGUACAAAACUGUUGUUUUGCCUAAACGUAGUUAAAAAAUGAAUAUACCUUCAUAUGACAUACUUUAAUAAAGGUAAAAGUCUUGUUAGACGAAAAAAUAAACGUAACUUAAUUUUUCA